Closterium sp. Yama58-4 is the source of this 642-nucleotide messenger RNA. NCBI's taxonomy places the organism in Eukaryota, Viridiplantae, Streptophyta, Zygnematophyceae, Desmidiales, Closteriaceae. The record is from the annotation of a GenBank genome assembly.
AUGCUCGUUAUCCAAUCAGCCUAUCACGUUCGCCUACCAACACAUCGCUUUUUUCAUCAGAAAAUUCUGGUAACCAGCGGUGGAGCUUACGGAGAUCUGCAAAGGGUUUCAGCCAACGGCAAUCUGGCAAUUUGUUGUUACGUACAGUUUCCUCUCACCUUAAAUGUUAUUAAGUACACGCUGCUACACUCUCCUAAGGACCUUAAAGGAGCAUCAACGCCUCAGUACGCUUCCACAUUUGUUGACAGUAAAGGCUAUAUCAGAGGACGUAAAGGGAGCCAACGCCUUCAGAGCUCUUCCACGCUUCAUCAACGGCGGCAGAGGGGAGCAGCUCCACAUUUGUUGACGGUAAAGGUUAUACCAGAGAAGUUAAGGAAGCCAACGCCUUCAGACCUCUUCCACGCUUCAUUAACGGCGGCUGAGGGGAGCAACUCCAUUGUUGGCAUCAGGUUUAUAUCAGAGGACAGCUCUUCCACGCUUCAUCAACGGCGGCUGAGGGGAACAACUCCAUUUUUGGCAUCAGGUUUAUAUCAGAGGACGUUAAUGGAGCCAACGCCUUCAGAGCUCUUCCACGCUUCAUCAACGGCGGCAGCUCCACAUUUGUUGACGGUAAAGGGGGGGAAGUUUCAGCCGCUCGUUUAA